This is a messenger RNA of Gadus chalcogrammus (walleye pollock), 418 nucleotides long. Its product is annotated as histone H4. Gene Ontology annotation, molecular function: structural constituent of chromatin; DNA binding; protein heterodimerization activity. The transcript has a single exon. Lineage: Eukaryota; Metazoa; Chordata; Actinopteri; Gadiformes; Gadidae. The record is from RefSeq and is a predicted model, not a curated record. Gene Ontology annotation, cellular component: nucleosome. Bases 53 to 364 code for a protein of 103 amino acids. Gene Ontology annotation, biological process: nucleosome assembly.
UCAGAGCGCUUGUUCAGUGGCACAUUGAGUAGACUACCAAAGCUUCUCGAACAUGUCUGGACGCGGGAAAGGAGGAAAGGGACUCGGAAAAGGAGGCGCCAAGCGUCACCGUAAAGUGCUGCGUGAUAACAUCCAGGGUAUCACCAAGCCCGCCAUCCGCCGUCUGGCUCGUCGUGGCGGUGUGAAGCGUAUCUCCGGCCUCAUCUACGAGGAGACCCGCGGUGUCCUCAAGGUGUUCCUUGAGAACGUGAUCCGUGAUGCCGUCACCUACACCGAGCACGCCAAGAGGAAGACCGUCACCGCCAUGGAUGUUGUCUAUGCUCUGAAGAGGCAGGGACGUACCCUGUACGGCUUCGGCGGUUAAACCAUUUUCGACCAACAAUAAAUCCAAAGGCUCUUUUAAGAGCCAACCAAAUAA